This is a messenger RNA of Labrus bergylta (ballan wrasse), 2520 nucleotides long. RefSeq names its product guanine nucleotide binding protein (G protein), beta 5a (gene gnb5a). Gene Ontology annotation, molecular function: signaling receptor complex adaptor activity; protein binding. The record is from RefSeq and is a predicted model, not a curated record. Gene Ontology annotation, biological process: G protein-coupled receptor signaling pathway; G protein-coupled dopamine receptor signaling pathway. Gene Ontology annotation, cellular component: heterotrimeric G-protein complex; cytoplasm. Lineage: Eukaryota; Metazoa; Chordata; Actinopteri; Labriformes; Labridae.
UUCCUUUAUUCUUUAUUUGAAAAACAAACAAAAAAGGGGGUUUUCCUGCUCCUACUGCAUUUCUUCAUGACGACCAAACACUAAUGUGUUCUUCAUAUGAAUGCACUUCUUAGCUGUUGAGUAAUGAGGCCGUGUGAGGAUGCAGCAUCACCAGGAUGCAGGGUCCUCCUCCUCCUCCUCCUCCUCCUCCUCCUCCUCCUCCGGCAACUGGAGAAAGCAUCUUCUCCCCGUGACGUCAUGACAGCAGCAUCAGCUGUUAGCUCCGCUUUAAGCCCUUUCGCUGCCGAUCGCUGUCUGCACAAAGGAAAUAUAUGAGAUCCCCUCCAAUCCCUGAAAUGGCGACACAGGAGGUACAGCUGAACGAGACCCUGACCCAUCUCAAAACGGAAUCGGAGACGCUGAAGACGAAGCUGGAGGAGGAAAGGGCGAAGCUGCACGAUGUCGAGCUACACCAGGUGGCAGAGAAGGUGGAAGGGCUGGGUCAGUUUGUCAUGAAGACCCGGAGGACCCUGAAGGGACACGGCAACAAAGUUCUGUGUAUGGACUGGUGUAAGGACAAGAGGAGGAUCGUCAGCUCUUCUCAGGAUGGAAAAGUGAUUGUAUGGGAUGCUUUCACUACAAACAAGGAGCAUGCUGUGACAAUGCCGUGCACCUGGGUGAUGGCCUGCGCCUACGCUCCCUCUGGCUGUGCUGUGGCUUGUGGGGGCCUGGACAACAAAUGCUCGGUGUAUCCUCUGUCUCUGGACAAAAAUGAGAACCUAGCAGCCAAGAAGAAGUCAGUGGCCAUGCACACAAACUACCUGUCUGCCUGUAGCUUUACCAACUCAGAUAUGCAGAUCCUUACAUCCAGCGGUGAUGGGACAUGUGCAUUAUGGGAUGUUGAGAGUGGGCAGCUGUUGCAGAGUUUCCAUGGACACGCAGCAGAUGUGCUCUGUCUGGACCUGGCCCCCUCUGAGACCGGGAACACGUUUGUUUCGGGGGGCUGUGAUAAGAAGGCCAACGUGUGGGACAUGCGUUCAGGACAGUGUAUUCAGUCCUUUGAAACUCAUGAAUCGGACAUAAACAGUGUGCGAUACUAUCCGAGUGGAGAUGCAUUUGCAUCCGGCUCAGAUGAUGCUACAUGUCGCCUGUAUGACCUAAGGGCAGACAGAGAAGUGGCUAUCUAUUCUAAAGAGAGCAUCAUAUUUGGAGUCUCCAGUGUUGAUUUCUCUCUCAGUGGGCGGCUACUGUUUGGCGGCUACAACGACUACACUAUAAAUGUUUGGGAUGUUCUCAAAGGGACAAGAGUCUCUAUUCUGUUCGGACAUGAGAACCGUGUCAGCACGCUGCGUGUAUCUCCAGAUGGGACGGCCUUCAGCACAGGUUCCUGGGACCACACUCUUCGGAUCUGGGCUUAAGAGUGAAGACACAGAGGAUGAAAUGGUAGACAGACCUACUGAAGACACACUGAUGUUUCUGUUUGCUAGAGUACAAUCACAGAGAUAGAGACUCAGACUUGGGUUGUACAUAGAGCAUAUCAAUAGCAUUGUAUAUACUCCAGUCUCAUGGCCAAGGGAGGUUUACAUAUUUCAGAGAUUAGUUAAACCAACUGGCACGCUUGUAUAACGGUAUGUUUGAAAGAAAAUUGCACAGAAGUACUAAUGGUUACAACUUAAGAUGUAAAAUGUAUAUUGCAGAAAAAAAAAUAUUGGUAGUGACUCGCAUCAGUCUAGGAUAGAAGUGACACAAUAAAGUGAUGUAUUGUAUGUGCCCACAUAAAGGACAUUACUUAUUUAUUUGUUUCUCUGCACAAAAGAUACAAGAGGGAUGCGUAUGUGGAAGUGAAUGGGAUACAAGGAAUCAAAUUCCAUCUGCUGGAGAAGCACUUAUAAAAUAGCUUCAGCUUUACUUGUCUACCUUUUACAAAAGAGAGCAGAAAGGAUUUUAAAGUUUGGGGUAAUGAGAGAUAGUCAGUUAGAUUGGCUUUUAAUAAAUGAUUCUAAAGCCAAUUAGAAAUAAUAUACAAAAUAAAGGAUCAUAAAAUAUAACGAGUAAAGUACAAAGUUUGUAGGUUAAAAAAAAAAGAUGCAAAUAGAUGUGUUUUAAUUCCACACCCUGUACACCCCAACAAGCCUUCUUUAUUCUUAACAGCAACUCACCUGCAAAUAUUAUUCCAAUAUAAAAAAAAAAGCACAUUCACAUAAACUAUAUUAAUAUAUGGUGUUUAUUGUCCACCUCUAUGUUUUUAAAUAAUGAUUUACAUCUCAUCUGUUUGUUUCCAGCCGUGGAGGCCUCUUAUUGCUCUUUGUGCACAUCCAGUCACUGCAGACACCCUGAACCUGUGGUCCCCCUCUAGAUAUCUAAAUACUGACAAAUUCAAACGUGAUUAAAUUCUUAGAAUGUACUCCUUUCAUGCAGUUGUCCAAUGGCUGUCAUUUCAUAUUUACUGUAAUUAUUCUAUUGUAGUUUAGUGUACAGUUAUACAAGGGACUGUUUAUCAAAGUAUAACAAACAUAAUAAACUGAGUUUUGAAUACCAAAA